Molecule: messenger RNA, 1762 nt
Organism: Aphidius gifuensis
Lineage: Eukaryota; Metazoa; Arthropoda; Insecta; Hymenoptera; Braconidae
Product: organic cation transporter 1-like
Exons: 5
Coding region: 59-1468 (469 amino acids)
Biological process (GO): transmembrane transport
Cellular component (GO): membrane
Molecular function (GO): transmembrane transporter activity
Source: RefSeq, a predicted model, not a curated record
AUUGUCAAUUCCAUUUAAAUUAAAUAAUGAAAAUCAGACAAUUUUUUCACAAUGUGAAAUGUAUGAUGUUAAUUUUACAAAUAUUAUUAAUUUAAAUAUGACAAAUUUAAAUUCAUCAUGGCCAAUUAAAAAAUGUGAUAAUGGCUGGACAUUUGAUUACACUGAUGUGCCAUAUGCUUCAAUUUCAGCAGAGCUUCAAUGGGUUUGUGAUAAAACAUAUUUAUCAACAGCCACUCAAUCAGCAUUUUUCGUUGGUAGUAUUAUUGGUGGUUUUAUAUUUGGAUAUAUUGGUGAUCAUUAUGGUAGAAUACCAGCACUUGUAUCUUGUAAUGCUGUUGGUUUUUUUGCAUCAAUUGCAACAUCAUUUUGCAAUAGUUUUUGGUCAUUUGCAAUUGUUAGAAUGAUUGUCGGAAUGUCAUUUGAUAAUUGUUUUAGUUUUCUUUUUAUUAUUGUGAUUGAAUAUGUUGGACCAAAAUACAGAACAAUUGUAACAAACAUGUCAUUUGGUAUUUAUUAUGCAAUUGCAUCAAGUAUAUUACCAUGGAUUGCAUACUGGAUUGCAAAUUGGAAAAUUUUAAGUGUUGUCACAGCAUUACCAUUGGCAAUUGCAUUUUUAGGACCAUGGAUUGUUCCUGAAAGUGCCAGAUGGUAUCUAACGGCUGGUAAAAUAGAUAAAGCUAUUGAAAUGUUAAAAAAAAUUGAAAAAAUUAAUGGUAAAAAUGUUGAUCCUGAUAUUUACAAUGAAUUUAAAAAUAGUUGUAAUGAUAUUAUUGAAAAUGAUAAAAAAUUUAAUAAUUAUACGGUUUUGGAUUUAUUUAAAUUACCAAGACUUGCUAGAAUAACAAUAACACUUGUGUUUUAUUGGAUAUUAACUAUUCUGGUAUUUGAUGGUCAUGUAUGGAAUAUGAAACUACUUCAUCGUGAUGUAUUUACUUCAUUUUCAAUCGCUGCACUUACUGAAUUACCAGCUGCAUUUAUUGUCGCAUUAUUUUUAGAUAAAUGGGGACGAAGAUGGAUGGGUUUUACAUCAAUGAUAUUUUGUGGAAUAUUUUCAUUUGUUGCAAUUUUUACACCACAAGGAUUAAUAACAGUAUCAAUGGCUGUUUUGGCUAGAUUUGGUGUUGAUAUUGCUACAAAUAUUGGCUUUCAAUUUGCUGCUGAAUUAUUACCAACUGUUGUACGUGCUCAAGGUGUAUCAUUGAUUCAUCUUGUUGGACAUUUUGCACAUAUUAUUGGGCCCUAUAUUGUAUAUUUGGCUGACAUAACAAGAGAACUUCCACUUAUAUGUUUAGGUACUGCAUCAAUAAUCAGUGCUUUUUUAACUCUUUUUUUGCCUGAAACUCUUGGUCAACAUUUGCCUGGAUCACUUGAAGAAGGCAAUGAUUUUGGUAGAGAUCAAAGUAUCUGGUGGAUACCAUGUUUAUCAAAAUCACAAAGAAAGCAACAACAAAAUAUAGAAAAUAAAUAAGCAUUGAAAUGAUUUUUAAUAUAAUUUAAAAUCUAUUAUCCAUUUUAAUAUAAUUUUGUUUACAGUUUUUUAAAAAUCAAACAAAGGAAUAAACAAAUAAUAUUAAAAAAAAAAAUAAUUGAGUAUAAAGGUGCAACAAAAUCUGCACUUUAAGCAUCUGUUUUGGUAUAUAUUUUUUUAUAAAUUAGAGUUGUUCCAGCUUUGAGAACUCAGCAAUUUGAUACACCUGUCAAUUGUAUAAUUUUAUUAUUUUAAAAAACAAGUUAAAAAAUAAAAUGAUUUAAAAUAUUAUUU